Molecule: messenger RNA, 1360 nt
Organism: Lactuca virosa
Lineage: Eukaryota; Viridiplantae; Streptophyta; Magnoliopsida; Asterales; Asteraceae
Source: the annotation of a GenBank genome assembly
AUGUGUAGAGUCUCACUAGUAGCAGUCAGAAUCAGAACUACCAGACUUUCCAAUUCCAACUCUAAUCGAUGUCGUACUUUACCAAUGGCAACACCCAUUUCUCUAUCUCGUUCUCGGAGAAGACUAACAAUCAGAGCAACAGAGACAGAUGCAAACGAAGCAGUUAAAGCAAAGGCACCGGAGAAAGCGCCCGCUGCAAGUGGAUCGGGUUUUAAUCAAAUUCUUGGCAUCAAAGGAGCUAAACAAGAAACUGAUAUGUGGAAGAUCCGUGUUCAACUUACAAAGCCUGUAACUUGGCCUCCAUUAAUUUGGGGAGUAGUCUGUGGAGCUGCUGCUUCUGGUAACUUCCACUGGACUGUGGAAGAUGUUGCUAAAUCAAUUGUUUGCAUGAUGAUGUCCGGCCCAUUUCUAACGGGUUACACACAGACAAUCAAUGAUUGGUAUGAUAGAGAUAUCGAUGCUAUUAAUGAACCUUAUCGCCCAAUUCCUUCGGGAGCCAUAUCUGAACAAGAGGUCAUUACUCAAGUUUGGGUACUUCUUUUGGGAGGCCUUGUUCUGGCUGGGAUAUUAGAUGUGUGGGCAGGGCAUGAUUUCCCUAUAAUGUUCUAUCUUGCUUUGGGUGGAUCCUUUAUAUCUUAUAUCUACUCAGCUCCACCUUUAAAGCUCAAACAAAAUGGAUGGCUUGGGAACUUUGCACUAGGAGCCAGCUAUAUUAGCUUACCAUGGUGGGCUGGUCAAGCAUUGUUUGGAACACUUACACCUGACAUAAUAGUUCUCACACUAUUGUAUAGCAUUGCUGGGCUUGGUAUUGCGAUAGUAAAUGACUUUAAAAGUGUCGAAGGAGACAGAAAAAUGGGGCUUCAGUCCCUUCCGGUGGCUUUUGGUGAGGAGACAGCUAAAUGGAUAUGUGUUGGUGCCAUAGACAUAACUCAACUCUCAAUAGCAGGUUACCUUUUAGGAGCUGGUAAACCAUAUUACGCUUUAGCCCUUCUCGGGUUAAUUGCUCCACAAGUCUUUUUUCAGUUCAAGUACUUUCUCAAAGAUCCGGUGAAAUAUGAUGUCAAAUAUCAGGCAAGUGCUCAACCAUUUCUGAUUCUUGGUCUUUUGGUGACUGCUUUAGCUACUAGUCAUUGAUAUACAUUUUCUAAAAUGCAAUAAAAUUACUAGAAAAUUUGCAUAAAGACAAAGGUUGAUAGUUUUGUAGCAUUAUUUUUAAGUAAUUGUUCCCGAUUUUGUUUUACUCCUUUUUGUAUUCUUUUUAAAAAAAUUCCCUUAGUUUUAUGUUAUGUCACGCUCAAUGGUUUUCUACAAGUGACAUGGGAUGAUGAUUGUUGUAAAUAUAGGAUUAUUUGGCGAUAAA